CGAACAAUACCUCAACGCUUACGCAUGCGUUCUUCCGUUUAGCAAUUAGCCGUUUGUCGUCCAGAUCCAAGCUCUCGAUUUAGCAACACAAUUUUCCAGAGUUUCGGUCUACUGUGGAAUAGAAACAUUUUCCACACCAGAGAUUAGGUGUUCAAGGUGAAAGGAUAGAACACAACAAACACUUCGGCGUUUUCUGCUGUGAAACCAUUUCACGACUGCCAAUGCAUCCGAACCGUAGGAUACAGUCGUGUCGCUAGCUUAGCACAGCUAGCUUGGCGAUAUUGCCUGUGUCGUUAAUGGGUUCACGGUACGAGGCUACCCCAUUAGAGAAAGUCAUCGGUGUUUAGUCAAUAACAUGGACACUGCCGAAGAAGCGGAUAUUUGCCGUGUGUGUCGCUCUGAGGGGACCCCAGACAAACCCCUCUACCAUCCAUGCGUGUGCACCGGCAGCAUCAAAUUCAUCCACCAGGAAUGUUUGGUCCAGUGGCUGAAACACAGCAGGAAGGAGUACUGUGAAUUAUGCAAGCACAGAUUUGCUUUCACACCAAUCUACUCUCCAGAUAUGCCCUCACGUCUGCCCAUCCAGGACAUCUGUGCUGGCCUGCUGACCAGUGUGGGUACAGCCAUCCGCUACUGGUUCCAUUACACGCUGGUUGCUUUCGCAUGGCUUGGAGUGGUUCCUCUCACUGCAUGUCGCAUCUAUAAGUGUCUUUUUACCGGCUCUGUGAGCUCUCUUUUGACACUGCCGUUGGACAUGCUCUCUACAGACAACCUCCUCGCAGACUGCCUUCAGGGUUGUUUUGUUGUCACUUGCACUCUGUGUGCAUUCAUCAGUCUGGUGUGGCUCAGAGAGCAGAUUGUCCAUGGUGGCGCCCCCCAGUGGCUGGAACAGCACCAGCCUCCGCCCCCUAACCUUGCUGGUCAACCCAAUGAGGGUCAAGCUCAAGGUCAGGGAGCAGCUGAUGAGCCCCCAGGGGCCCAACCAGACCCCGCCGAUCCUCCGGCUCAAAACGAGGCCGAGCCUGAACCCCCUGAUGGCCCUCCAGACCAGCCUGAUGACCCUGAGCUGGAAGAAGAGGGUGCACCUGCUGAAGAUGGAGAGGCCAAUAAUGGAGCUCAAGAUGACAUGAAUUGGAAUGCUUUGGAGUGGGAUAGAGCAGCAGAGGAACUCACAUGGGAAAGGAUGCUUGGUCUGGAUGGUUCCCUUGUAUUUCUGGAGCAUGUGUUUUGGGUGGUGUCUCUCAACACACUCUUUAUUCUGGUAUUUGCAUUUUGUCCCUACCACAUUGGACACUUCUCCGUUGUUGGCCUCGGCUUUGAGGAAUAUGUCCAAGCAUCUCACUUUGAGGGCCUUAUCACGACGAUUGUGGGUUACAUACUGCUGGCCAUGACUCUCAUCCUGUGCCAUGGACUUGCUGCUUUGGUCAGGUUCCAACGUUCCCGGCGUCUUCUAGGAGUCUGCUACAUUGUUGUCAAGGUUUCUUUGCUGGUUGUCGUGGAGAUUGGAGUUUUCCCGUUGAUCUGUGGCUGGUGGCUCGACAUCUGCUCUUUGGAAAUGUUUGACGCCUCAUUGAAAGACAGAGAAAUGAGCUUCAAGUCAGCACCUGGCACCACCAUGUUCCUGCACUGGCUUGUGGGUAUGGUGUACGUGUUCUACUUUGCGUCUUUCAUUCUGCUUCUAAGAGAGGUUCUGAGGCCCGGAGUGCUCUGGUUUUUAAGAAACCUCAAUGACCCGGACUUCAACCCAGUUCAGGAAAUGAUUCAUUUACCCAUCUACAGACACCUGCGGCGGUUCAUCCUGUCUGUGGUGGUCUUUGGCUCAAUCGUGUUGCUGAUGCUGUGGCUGCCAAUCAGACUUAUAAAAGUGUUGAUGCCCACUUUCCUUCCGUACAACGUAAUGCUCUACAGUGACGCCCCUGUCAGUGAGCUAUCACUGGAGCUCUUAUUACUUCAGGUUGUCCUCCCGGCCCUGUUAGAGCAAGGACACACUCGCCAGUGGCUGAAAGGUCUGGUCAGAGCCUGGACAGUCAGUGCUGGCUAUUUAUUAGACCUCCACUCCUACCUCCUCGGUGAACAGGAGGACAAUGAUGCCAACCAGCCUGCAAACAACAACAACAACAACAACCCUCCUCACGGUCCUCAUAACAACAACAACAACCCAGCUCCAGCUGUUGGGGAAGGACUGCAUGCGGCACAUCAGGCCAUCCUGCAGCAGGGGGGGCCAGUGGGUUUCCAGCCAUACCACCGACCCCUGCGCUUCCCAUUCAGAAUUGUGCUCCUGAUUAUUUUCAUGUGCAUCACUCUCCUAUUAGCCAGUCUGGUGUGCUUAACUCUACCAGUAUUCACAGGCCGCUGGCUUAUGUCCUUCUGGACUGGAAACUCUAAAAUCCAUGAGCUGUACACAGCAGCGUGUGGUCUGUACGUCUGCUGGCUCUCGGUGCGUGGAGUCACUGUGUUGUUGGCGUGGAUGCCACAGGGACGCAUCGUAAUCAUUCACAAAGUCCAGGAAUGGACACUCAUGAUCCUGAAGACCCUGGUUGUGGCUUUGCUGGUUGCUGGAGUCAUCCCACUGUUACUGGGGCUGCUGUUUGAACUGGUGAUUGUGGCCCCACUUAGAGUACCACUAGACCAAACACCUCUGUUUUAUCCUUGGCAGGAUUGGGCUCUUGGAGUUCUCCAUGCCAAAAUCAUUGCAGCCAUCACCCUCAUGGGCCCACAGUGGUGGCUUAAGGUUGUAAUUGAGCAGGUUUAUGCAAAUGGAAUUCGCAACAUUGAUCUCCAAUUCAUAAUCCGAAAGCUGGCAGCUCCUGUUAUCUCAGUCCUGCUGUUGUCCCUGUGUGUGCCGUAUGUGAUUGCUGCCGGAGUGGUUCCUGCUGUCGGUGUUACCCCUGAAAUGGAGAUCCUGAUGCAGAGGAGAAUCUAUCCAUUCCUCCUGAUGGUGGUGUCACUCAUCGGCAUCCUGUCUUUCCAGAUCAGACAGUUUAAACGACUUUAUGAGCACAUCAAAAAUGACAAGUACCUGGUCGGUCAGAGGCUUGUCAACUACGAACGGAAAUCUAGCAGAGCAAACUCUAUCCCAUCCUCCAACCCCAUAGCAGAAUAACAUCUUUGUGUCCAAUGUGUGCCACAUUUUUGCACCAGUUACCCACUGUAGACCCCCCCCUCUGCACAGGGUAACUGUAGAGGGUAUAAACAUCAUGUGUAUUUUCAUUCAUGCCUUGCUUUUUGUGAAGCGCUGCCUCAUAAAUUGUACAUGUGUAAAUACUUUGAAAGCAGACUUUGUCUUAUGAAAAAGGACAGUUGUGGAUUAAUGCAAUGACCAUUGUACAUCUUAAAACCUGUAUGUAUAAUUUAUUAAAUCAAAGUGACAGUUUA
Messenger RNA from Gambusia affinis (western mosquitofish), 3375 nucleotides. RefSeq names its product E3 ubiquitin-protein ligase MARCHF6-like. The transcript is spliced from 25 exons. Bases 356 to 3103 code for a protein of 915 amino acids. Gene Ontology annotation, cellular component: endoplasmic reticulum membrane. The record is from RefSeq and is a predicted model, not a curated record. NCBI's taxonomy places the organism in Eukaryota, Metazoa, Chordata, Actinopteri, Cyprinodontiformes, Poeciliidae. Gene Ontology annotation, molecular function: zinc ion binding.